UUACCUCAGAUACAACAGUCGGAGGGAAAAAAACAGCACACGGGUCUGUCGCUUCUCUGCGCCGCCGGGAGAUUUAAUGCGCGAGGCGCAAAGCCAUUCUUGUCUUCAUCUCGCAUUGCUGUGCUGGCAUUGGUCGCAUUUCCGCUACGCUCGGAAUAAGCUCUUUUUCUUACACCAAAACGUUCCGUCCUUUGCAACUGUAAUUCUUAUCUAACACCAGUUAAACAUUUAUUUAAUGAUUGUGUCAGAAGCUUUUAAUGCAUUACACCUUACGUUAAGGGCAAAUAUAUUUAGUCUGUGGCAGUUUUAAGCAACAAGCGGAUCGGCAACAAGGCGUGAGGAACUGACCACAUCCGCACGGGUGCCAAAGUUACUGAGAUCCUCUCUUCGCAAAUGGACGCACUGGGAGCCGAGAAGAACACUACUGGCAGACUGAAUUGAGUUCUCACUUCCCUCUCGAGCUGAAGAGCAGAGACAGAGCUCUACGCAUCCGAAGUGGACACAGGUAUUCGGGCACCAGGAGUCGUCACUUAUUGCAGUGAGGCAGCAAGUCUGAUGCUACCACGUCACUUCCUGUAAGUCUGUAAGAGGACACCCCCUCCCACCCCACCCCACUCUCCAUCUCAACAUGUCUAGCCCACAGGCAAUAUGGCCUCCGGGCACGGAGUGUGUGGCAAAGUACAGCUUCAAGGGCACCACUGACCAGGACCUGCCCCUCUGCAAGGGAGACGUGCUGACCAUCAUCAGUGUAACCCGGGACCCAAACUGGUACAAGGCCAAGAACACUGGUGGACAGGAGGGCACCAUCCCAGCCAACUACGUCCAGAAGAGGGAGGGAGUCAAAUCAGGAGGCAACAAACUUAGUCUUAUGCCAUGGUUCCACGGGAAGAUCACGCGGGAGCAGGCGGAGGGUCUGCUGCACCCACCGGAGACGGGGCUGUUCCUGGUGCGCGAGAGCACCAACUACCCCGGAGACUACACGCUCUGCGUCAGCUGCGAUGGCAAGGUGGAGCACUACCGCAUCAUCUACCACAAGGGCAAGCUCAGCAUCGACGAGGAGGAGUUCUUCGAGAACCUCAUGCAGCUCGUCGAGCACUACACCAAAGAUGCUGAUGGCCUGUGCACCAAACUUAUCAAGCCCAAGCUGGAGGAAGGGACCGUAGCUGCCCAGGACGAGUUCUCCCGCAGUGGAUGGUCCCUGAACAGGAAAGAGCUGAAGCUCCACCAAACGAUAGGAAAGGGAGAGUUUGGAGAUGUGAUGGAGGGAGAAUACAGAGGAUCGAGAGUAGCGGUGAAGUGCAUCAAACAUGACGCCACUGCACAGGCCUUCGUAGCGGAGGCUUCCAUCAUGACGCAGAUGAGACACCCUAAUCUGGUGCAGCUGCUGGGCGUGAUCGUGGAGGAGAACGGCUCACUCUUCAUCGUCACCGAGUUCAUGGCCAAGGGUAGUCUAGCUGAUUACCUGCGUACCAGGGGCAGGACGGUGAUUGAUGCCAAAUGCCUCCUCAAGUUCUCUCUGGAUGUGUGCGAGGCCAUGGAGUAUUUGGAGGAAAGUAAGUUUGUGCACAGAGACCUGGCGGCGCGGAACGUUCUAGUGUCCGAUGACAAUAUCGCCAAAGUCAGCGACUUCGGUCUGACCAAGGAGGCCUCAUCCAAACAGGACACGGCUAAGCUUCCAGUCAAGUGGACUGCACCAGAGGCCCUCAGGGAGAAGAAAUUCUCCACCAAGUCGGACGUGUGGAGCUACGGCAUCUUACUGUGGGAGAUCUACUCUUUCGGCCGUGUCCCGUACCCCAAGAUUGCGCUGAAGGACGUGGUCCCGCAGGUGGAGAAGGGCUACGUGAUGACGGCGCCGGAUGGCUGCCCUGCGCCGGUGUACGAGGUGAUGAAGCUGUGCUGGACCCUUAACGCGGACACCCGGCCCAGCUUCAGGAAGCUCCGCGAACAGCUUGAACUCAUCCGCUCGGCACCUUAGGAG
Alosa alosa (allis shad) is the source of this 1978-nucleotide messenger RNA. Its product is annotated as tyrosine-protein kinase CSK-like. The transcript is spliced from 13 exons. The coding region runs from base 629 to 1975 and encodes 448 amino acids. The record is from RefSeq and is a predicted model, not a curated record. Gene Ontology annotation, molecular function: protein tyrosine kinase activity; ATP binding; protein binding. Lineage: Eukaryota; Metazoa; Chordata; Actinopteri; Clupeiformes; Clupeidae. Gene Ontology annotation, biological process: adherens junction organization; regulation of Fc receptor mediated stimulatory signaling pathway; protein phosphorylation.